Molecule: messenger RNA, 1995 nt
Organism: Pneumocystis murina B123
Lineage: Eukaryota; Fungi; Ascomycota; Pneumocystomycetes; Pneumocystales; Pneumocystaceae
Exons: 12
Coding region: 1-1995 (664 amino acids)
Biological process (GO): chromatin remodeling
Molecular function (GO): histone methyltransferase activity; protein binding
Source: RefSeq, a predicted model, not a curated record
AUGGAUUUUGAAAAAAUACAAUUCAGUGAGAAAAUAAAUCAAGUAAUCCAGAAUGCUUUUAUAAGAUUCAAGCUAGAACAUGGUGAAUUUUUUAAAAAUCAACUAAAAAUUGCACAAAAUACUAUAAAAUAUACCCAAGAUAUACAAUGGUCUAAUAAUUUAGAUCGAAAUAUAAUUAAUGAUUCUCUUAUUUCAAAAGCUGAUUGCUCUGAAAAAAAGAUAAAUUUUUACACAAUGAAUUUUAAUAGUUCUUCAAAAACCAGUAAAUCUAUUUUUCAAAAAUGUAUAACUAUUGAAAAUAUACCGGGACUUCCAAAAUAUAAAGAAAAUAUGUCGUUAAGACUUAAUGUUAUUAAAAAUGAUGAAGAAACCCUUCGAUUUAUACCUUAUAUUGGGGAGGGUAAUGAAGACAGUGAUCUUAAUUUGCAUGAAACAUUUGAUAUUAAAAUAAAAAUUCAAAGCAAAGAAGAAAUUUUAGAAAUGGCAAGCGACCUAUCAAAUAUUUUAGUUAAAACAAUCUCAGAAUGUGGAAUUACUCUUCCAAUGCUUUAUAAUUAUUACUUAGAUUCUAAAACCAACAUUAUAGUUUCUCAAAAUUUUAAGGAAGAAUGGUCCUUAUUUUUAAAGCAUUGUAAGAAAAAUUCUACAGCUAAAGUUACUUUAGGCGAAAAAUCUUAUUAUAUCCUUGAAAUUUUCACUUCAUCAUGGAAUUAUUAUAUGCCAGUAGAAUUAUGGAAAACUAUGCAAUGGAUAGAUAAAACACCUAAACAUCAUGCUAGAGAAAAAACUGUUAUAUUAAAACCUUCUAGUUCUGACCCCUUAGAUUCUUAUUCACAACUAUUAUGUGUUUUUUGUUAUAUGAAUGGAUGUCCUUAUCAUGAUUCUUUUAUCACUCGACUUCCAACUCUUUCUCUUGAAAAAGAAGAACCUUAUGAUAAAGAAACACCUUGUUCUAAAACAUGUAUUUUAAAUAUUUCAUCUUUUAAAGAUAUUCCCCAAUCUGAAUGGACAUCAGAUGAAAUGUCUAUUUUAGCAAGUUCUGUAAAAGUUUUAAAUACAAACUCUAAACUUUCAUGUUUAAUUGCAUUAGGUUUAAAUAAAACAUGUAUAGAGGUAUCUAUGAAGAUAAAUGAUGAAUCAUUUAAGGAUUUUUUUAAAAACUUUUGGAAUAUAAAUAAAAUAGAAAAUUUUUCUAAGAACAAUAAAACAACUAAUUAUCAAAAAGUAUCAACUAAAAGAAAAAGAUGGACAUUAUACCCAGAUGAUUGCGAUAAAAGUGGAAUAAGUACAGAAAGAACUGAAUUAAAACCUUGCGAUCAUUUAGGCCUUUGUGAUGAAAAUUGUCCAUGUGUACAAAAUAGAGUAUUUUGUGAAAAAUUUUGUCUUUGUCUCGAUGAUUGUCCAAGAAGAUGGUUGGGUUGUCUAUGCAAAACAAAUAAAUGCAGCACAUGGGCUUGCGAAUGCGUGAAAUGGAAACGAGAAUGCGAUCCUGAUAUCUGUAUUGCAUGUGAUUCAGCAGAAGCCCUUGAUCCAAUAAAUAGAUAUAAUUUUAAUCGUUUAGCAUUGAUGUGUCAAAAUGUUCCUAUACAGCAAGGAUUAAGCUGUCGUUUGAUAUUGGGAGAAAGCAAUAUUUCUGGAUGGGGUUUGUUUAUUGGAGAAUCAGUAACAGCUGAUAAAUUUCUUGGUGAGUAUAAAGGAGAAAUUAUAUCUCACAAUGAAUCUGAAAGACGUGGAAAACUUUAUGAUAAAAUUGGAAUAUCUUUUCUAUUUAAUUUGAAUAAAAAUCAUGUUGUAGAUGCUACAAGGAUGGGUAAUAAAUUUAGAUACGCCAAUCAUUCCAGAAAAAACCCCAAUUGUUUUGCUCGUGUUAGCUUAGUAAAUGGCACUCACAGGAUUGGGUUUUAUGCUAUUAGAGAUAUUAAAAUUGGGGAAGAAGUAAGUAAAUAUAUAUUUAAAUUAAAAGUAAAUAAUUUAUUCCCAUUAGCUUCUAUUUGA